Molecule: messenger RNA, 960 nt
Organism: Paramecium tetraurelia
Lineage: Eukaryota; Ciliophora; Oligohymenophorea; Peniculida; Parameciidae
Exons: 2
Source: RefSeq, a predicted model, not a curated record
AUGAAACCAAUAAUUAUGAAGGCCUUCGAUAAAAAGUAUAAGGUUAAAACUGGUAUUUCAAUCAUUGGAAAUACUGAAUAAUGUAAUAUUCAAGUUCCAUUGCCUGAAUGUUUUAAAUUGAACUACGAUUCAAAUAUUUUAUGGAUUCAACCAAUCAUAAAUAUUCAUAGAAUUAAUGGCCAAGGAGAUGCUCAACUAUUAAGGAUAGAUAAGGAAUAUGAAUUAGAUUUGACAACAGGUCAAAAACAUAUCAUCGUACAAGAACAAACCUUAACCUUUGAAUAUGUGAAACCCAAAAGCAUCAAAAUCAAUCUCAUCAAACAAAACAAACCAAAUCUAACAAUUAUAGAACCAUCAAUCAACAAGAAGAUUUAGAAUGAAUCAAAUGACUAACCCCUCACAAACUCAUAGAAAUCCAAAACCUAACCUAAACAUUAUUUAUUAGUUUAAAAUUAUAUUAAAUAAUUGAAUGGAGAAUACAGAAUCAAAUUUUCUAACUUUGCAGUUUGCAAUGAUGACCUCCUUAAAUUAUUAAAAAUGGGCAUUUAUGUUGAUAUAGAAUAAUAUAACAUUUUGGUUAUGGAAACAUUCAAGAGAACUUUUAAUCUCCUUUUAGCGAUCAAUGAAGGGAAAAUGAUUGUCAAUUCUUAGUGGAUUAAAGAUUGUCUCUCCACAAUGCAAAUUUAGAAUCCCUAUCUUUACGUUUUGAAAAAAAAUAAUUUAAGUAUCUUGAAUUCCAUUGAAACUUCAUUGUCACAAUCAAUUUUCCUAAAUAAGUAGUUUAAUUUGAGCCAGGAUUUGAAAUCAAAUCUUAAAAAUGAAGAAAUUAUUUAAUUGAUAGAGGCAGGAGGAGGAUCUAUUGGAAAUGGAGAAAAUUCAAUCAAAAUAGUAAACAAUGGUGAAGCCGGAGGGUUGGAAAUAGAACAACUUUUAUAAAUGAUCUUGUUUUAAAGAGUUUGA